Molecule: messenger RNA, 759 nt
Organism: Ostreococcus tauri
Lineage: Eukaryota; Viridiplantae; Chlorophyta; Mamiellophyceae; Mamiellales; Bathycoccaceae
Product: Zinc finger, RanBP2-type
Exons: 1
Coding region: 1-759 (252 amino acids)
Biological process (GO): mRNA splicing, via spliceosome
Cellular component (GO): catalytic step 2 spliceosome; precatalytic spliceosome; U2 snRNP
Molecular function (GO): RNA binding
Source: RefSeq, a predicted model, not a curated record
AUGAACGCGUUGACGCAGAUUCAGCGCACGCAAAAGAUCAACGUCGAGGAAGUCGCGAGCGGACGAGACGUCUCGGCGUCGUGGCACGACCAGUUCAGGCACAGCGCGUACGUCUACGCCGGUGGACUCCCGUUCGCGCUCACGGAGGGUGACGUCCUGUGCGUGUUCUCCCAGUUCGGUGAGAUCGUGGACGUGAACGUGGUGCGAGAAGAAGAGACGGGGAAGUCCAGAGGAUUCGCGUUCGUGUGUUACGCCGAUCAACGAUCGACGGUGUUGGCGGUGGAUAACCUGAACGGGUCGACGGUGGGCGGACGGAUCAUUCGCGUGGAGCACGUGGACGAUUACCGAGCGAAGAAUCCAGAGGAAAAAGAGGGACGAGAGGUCGAGAGAGAGUGGAAGUGCGCGUGUGGGAGCGAUAAUUUUAAGUGGCGCGACGCGUGCUUCAAGUGUGGGACCCCGAGACCGGUGACGAAGAGGGAACACGAGGCGGAGCCGGAGCCGGGGAGCGACAGAGCGCGUUCAGUGGAAGACAGUCGCGACGUCGUCGACGCUAUAGGACCGCGCUCGACGAUCGCGGAGGACGACGAUGCACGCGUGGUUCGUGAGCUCAUGGCUCGCAAGGCGGCCGCGAUCGCUCGGGCGGAGGCCGCCGUGAAAGGCUUGCCCAUCCCGGCUGAGGACGACGGACGGGACGCAAAGCGGCACAAGAAGGAGAAGAAAGAGAAGAAGGAGAAACGAGAGAAGCGCCGUGACGAUUAG